This is a messenger RNA of Pectinophora gossypiella (pink bollworm), 3778 nucleotides long. RefSeq names its product SPRY domain-containing protein 7. Gene Ontology annotation, molecular function: protein binding. NCBI's taxonomy places the organism in Eukaryota, Metazoa, Arthropoda, Insecta, Lepidoptera, Gelechiidae. The transcript is spliced from 4 exons. The coding region runs from base 110 to 793 and encodes 227 amino acids. The record is from RefSeq and is a predicted model, not a curated record.
AGCUGUCAAACAAAACGUCAGUGUAUAAAUAAAGGUUAUGCUACGAAAUAAUUAAAUUUGAUGUGAAAUCCUUUAUUUUUCGGGAAAUUCAUUUGAAAAUCGGUUCACAAUGUUUUGCUGUCUUAAAGGGUGCCUCAAUGGUUUCACUCUGACGCCCGCCGUUCCAAUACGCAUCAAGGAAAACCCAGUACAACUCGACACUUUACAUAUGGGACAUGAAGUAGUGGUAGUGAAGGGUGGACAACGGGUGUGUGGAUCAGGGUGUGCCCUGGGGAAUGCACCAAUUGUCCAGAACAAGGCAUACUUCGAGGUGAAGCUGCAGCAGGGUGGAGUUUGGGCGGUAGGAGUGGCUACGCGUGAGACUGACCUUAAUAGAGUGCAUGGUGGAAUGGACAAAGAGUCAUGGUGUCUGAACAGCGACGGCACAGUGCGGCACGACAACAAUGAGCUGUACCAUCUCUCGUCAGCUCCCAGAGACUCUCCAGUCAAUGAUUUGCUGGUAACCACAGGUUCCCCCAACCAUAUGGACAAUGAUAAGCCAGAGAGUGACAAGGAAACCACAGCAACAAUGCCAGUUGAAGGGGAUACCAUCGGGGUAGCCUAUGACCACGUUGAUUUAAACUUCUUCUUGAAUGGAAAGAAUAUGGAGAUCCCUGUUCGGAAUAUCAGAGGGACGGUCUACCCGGCGCUGUACGUGGACGACGGCGCGAUCCUGGAUGUAAUUUUAGAGAAUUUCCUGUACCCCCCACCAUCGGGCUUCGAGAAGAUAAUGGUGGAGCAAUCUCUUCUCUAACACGAGCCGACCAAUCAGCGUCCCGCGACCCGUGUGUGUGUGGACACUCCCGUGUGAAAACAGUGGCUGUGUGCGUAUCAAACUGACUCUCUUGUACUGUUAUAUAAUUAUGUUGAACUUAUAACUCUACAUUCGUCUCACUCGCGCUUCCACGAAGUCAAUAGGUGAGUGAGCAGUCUGUCUAUGUCUAUAUCUAUUAUAUGAAUGUUUAGUUCAUCAGCUGCUAAUUGAAGUCGUAGAUUUUAACUUUUAAAUUAUGAUUUAUAAUGAAAUUAAUUAAUAAUAAGGAAUAUUUACUUGGUUUUUUAAUGAAAUUUUAAGCUUUAUGAAAAAUAUCAUUUAAUUUUAAAAUGAGUGAGUAUUGUUACAAGAUGGUUGGAAAAGGGAUUGAAUUAAUUUAAAUAAUGGAACAAUGGCGAGUUUAGGGAAAUGAAAUUAAAAAUAAAUUAAGCGAUGGAAUGUAUUCGAAAAGGCUUUGUGUAAUGGAUGUCUAUAUAAUAUGUGAUAUGAAAAAGAAAAAAAUACAAAAACAUUCCACUGCGAGAGGCAGGUGGGUGCUAUAUCAGGCAGAUGAUCUCUUGUAAUAUCGUAGACUUUUGUAUUAUGUUUAUCAAUUUGAGUAUAAGAUAUAAAUAAGGGUGUAAUCGUUAAUAAUUGUAAUCAUGAACAUGUUACAAAUGUGGAUUUAUUCUACGACAUUUUGAUUCUUAUUUCCGAUUGAUUCUUAUAUUCGACGUUCCUGAAACGCGCGUCUUCUGCGCGUGUAAAAUACGCCGUGUGGUAUGGGCCUUAGAUUUGUAUGCAGGGCUCGGCGCUCUUUCUCUAAACCAAUAGGUUUUAUUAGGUAAACGAGAGCCCAUUGGCACAGUCCGGAAACUCCAAACAAAAAUCUCGAUUUUACCGUGUUCCGCCUUUAGGGAAUGCAAUCCCGAUUCCAGACCGUAAAUUCGAGAUCCCGCGGGAUUGGAAAUUCAAUCACGUGAAAUUUUCGGGAUCUCGUCUAGUUCACAAAAAAUGUAAAGUUAGGAUGGCUGAAAACGAUGAAAACUGUUGUUUUUCUUCAAUAUUACUAACUAUAUAAUUUUAUUAUUAUUCUAUUAUUUAGUUUUCUGUAGAAAUCAGUAUAAUCAAAACAAACAGUAUAACUUAAGGAGAUUCGCCCAAGCCCGUCAAUCUUGAAUUGGAUCUCGCGAGAUCGGGAUUGCAUUCUCUACUUACGGUUAUUUAGACUAAUUAAAGUGAGACCCGGGUGUAGGGGGGUUUAAAUCUAGCUCGAUACCGAUAAUAAUUUGUGCGGGGAGGAGUGUGUCCGCUCUAUACGUAGUAUUAUUUUUUACUCUAUGAUAUUGGUUGAAUUAAACUUUAUUGGGUAAUACUACUAAUUGCUAACAUUUCUUCGCAAUUAUUAGGAAUGAACGAACUUAUGCUAUUGUUACUACAAAACAGAUAAUUUUGAGAUAAUACGACAAUUUUAUUUUUUCUCAGUCAGUGCGGUAAGUUUUAACAAAAUGAAGGAAUCAUUGUAACUGUAAUAAAUAAUUGAUAGAUAGAAUAUCUAAACCUAUUUUUGUAUGAAUGUAUCGUAAUGUAAAGGGGUAUACAAGUAUUACAAGUAAUACCUAUUGCGCUGUAUCGCCUAAUUAUGAAGAAAAAAUGUAGAUAGAAAUGUGUAAUGUUUGGAGCGAGGUUAAUAUGGAAGUAAUUUGAUGGUGUAGUUUGGAUGUUAGGUCGACAAGGUUUUAAGUUAUGCAGCCUUGUAGAGUCACAAAGAAUGUCACGAACUUUGUCGCUGUGAUCCGUUUUAUUAUUAACAGGAUCAAUAAUAGGCUACUUCCAACGUCAAAUCAGUUCCUUUUACUAAACAUCAAUACAUGGAAUUACUAUGGAAUUUGUAUGAAACAGCACGCUGUGACGUCAUUGAAAAAAACGUGAUAAAAUGUCGGACUUAUUAUUACGAUUUUCUUUAAUACAAUUAAUGAAUAAGUUAAAUAGAAAAAAAGAAUUAUUUUUGGUUAGUUUUAGAUCUGCGUUUGUUUAGUAAUCAGAAUUUCAUAAUUUAUCUUUGACUCACACUACCCAAUUCAUAGGUACAUUAGUAGUCGUGACUGUACCCAAGCAAUCUGAAUGAUGAAUGAACAAAAUGAUGGAAAUAUUAUUCUAAGUAGACGGAAUUUUCCAAGUUUUACCCAAUAGUUCUGACAUGUAAGAAUAGGGUAGUUUCCAACUAGUCAAAUCAGUUACUUUUUAUUAAACGUCAAUACACGAAAUUACUACGGAAUUUGUAUGAAAAAGCAACCUGUGACGUCAUAGAAAAACGUGAAAUGUACACUCAUAUUUCUUUAUUAAAAUUCAUAAAUAAAAAAGAAGAAAAAAAAGAAAACGGUUUUUGUCACCUUCAGAUCUGUCUUUAUUCAGUUAUCAGGAUUUCAUAAUUUAUCUUCGACCUAGGAAACUACCCAAUUGCAAUCAUACCUAAAUGAAGGUAUCAGAAACGUUUCGUUUUUAUAAAUGACUGUAACAGUAAAAGCCAUUGCCAACCAUUUAACAGUUUUCUUAUAAUCGGAAGUAACUAUUGUAUACAUUUUAAAUACGAUUGCCUACUAAUAAUAUGAUUAUUAUAAUAAUUUCUUUCCAUUUCAUUUAUUUAUUUAAAUAAAGAACAUACAUUAUCUUUACAGGAAUGGACCUUUGUUUAAAUGAAUAAAUGAAAUAAAAUAAUAAAAAGCAUUAAUGUACGGGCUCUGGUGUCAGGGUUACUAUUGAGCCGCCAAAGGCCCCUGACACGGCUCAUGUAACGACUACUUACUUAAUAAAACUACUGAAGCCCAUAAUGUGGGAUUCUUUGCACUGUAAUACAGUUUGUAAGUAUUUUUGAGUUGUCUCCUACUUAUCACUCGACAUAACUCUUAAUUAGGAAUAAGUUAAUUUAUUAAAUAAUAAUUUACAUGAACGCAAUGUUGAAUAAAAGCUAUAAUGAGUAACCGA